This is a messenger RNA of Panicum virgatum (switchgrass), 1203 nucleotides long. Its product is annotated as 54S ribosomal protein L10, mitochondrial-like. Gene Ontology annotation, cellular component: mitochondrial large ribosomal subunit. The record is from RefSeq and is a predicted model, not a curated record. Lineage: Eukaryota; Viridiplantae; Streptophyta; Magnoliopsida; Poales; Poaceae. Gene Ontology annotation, molecular function: structural constituent of ribosome. The coding region runs from base 545 to 928 and encodes 127 amino acids. Gene Ontology annotation, biological process: translation. The transcript has 4 exons.
CGCGAGACGCCAAACCCCGGCCCACCCGAACCGGAGAGGGAGGCAGCCCGCAACACAGCCAGGCAUUUGGCGCCGCGCCUCCCACCUCCUCCUCCGCAACGCCGCCGCCGCCGCCGCCCGGCGAUGCCACCCACAGCCGCUUCUGGCCCCACCGCCGCCGCUUCCCCUCGCACCGCCAUGGCUCGCCUCCACGUCCUCCUACGCCACCCAGGCAGCGGCGGCCGCGGCGAAGCCCCUCCGGACGGUGGGCUCCUUGCUGCGGCUCAACGACCUGCGGGACAACCCGGGAGCGACGAAGCAGAAGACGCGCAAGGGACGCGGGAUCGGCUCCGGCAAGGGCAAGACGGCCGGCCGCGGGCACAAGGGACAGAAGGCGCGUGGCACCUCCAGGUUAGGCUUCGAGGGCGGACAGACCCCGCUCCGCCGCCGCCUGCCCCGACGCGGAUUCAAGAACCGCUUCUCCCUCACAUUCCAGCCCUGUGGACUGGGGAAAAUUGCAAAGCUCAUCAAUGCUGGAAAAAUUGACUCCUCUGAACUGAUCACGAUGAAGACACUGAAGGAAACAGGUGCGAUUGGGAAGCAAAUAAAGGAUGGUAUCCGUUUAAUGGGCCGUGGAGCAGAAGAAAUCAAAUGGCCUAUUCACCUUGAGGCAUCAAGGGCGACUGCAAGGGCAAAAGCUGCCGUUGAGGCAGCUGGUGGAACAGCAAGACUGGUGUAUUACAACAAGCUUGGAUUUCGGGCGCUCCUUAAACCCGAGUUGUUUGAGAAGAAGGGUCGCCUUCUGCCAAAGGCGGCACGGCCUCCACCCAAGCAGAAAGAUAAGGUUGAUAGCAUUGGCCGCCUGCCUGCACCAACAAAGCCACUUCCCUUCACGGCAGAGGAGUUGGAGUUCGCAGUGAAGCGAGACGCUGCUCGUGUGACUGCAUAAGAUGACAGCACGUUGGAGGCACAUUUUCUGUUUUGCACAACAAAGAAAACAUGCCCCACUGAAUGUGUGUCACAAUUACCUUUAGCAGGGCAUGUAUAAGAAUGGAGUUUAUACCUUCUUUUUUUUCGGCAAGGGAUGGACUGUAAUAAAUCAAAGAUCCAUUCCUUGUGGGAUGAGCCCCCUUGCGUGUAGUCUCUAUCUGAACUUUAGAUUGUCGUUUGGACUGAUGAAUGCCAUCUUUCUGAAUACACUCACGUUUGGUGUUAUUGUUAACA